GGACGAUCAAGCAAGAAGACAGCAAUCGACAGCGAACUACUUCUGCCCAUUAACCACCGCCUGCCGCCAGGUCCGAACACUCGACGCGCGCCGCUUGCAUUGGCGAAGCCAUACACCAUCGUGUGUCUCCGCGCAUUCGUACCUCCACACAGACGGGGCAACUCCAGCUCUCUGUCUGCUGCCACUACACCGUUUCCCCAGCCCUGUCACCUUCACGUCUGCACAACACCAGGAACACACUCAUCUCGCGCGCCUAUUCAUAAAACCAACAUACAAACUGAUGACGAGAUAAGCCAGUCUUCAAAACACCAGUUGCUGUUCGCCAUCUCUGGCCUGGCUGCUGUGGCAGCAUUGCCCCUUGCGCGCCAUGAACAAUGGAGGAGCCGUGGGAGACCAUGGCGCAACGCCGGGCACCGAGUACACGUUGCAGGGUAUCAUGCGCUUCUUGCAGAUGGAGUGGCACAACCACGAACGGGCGCGCAAUGCCUGGGAGAUUGAGCGCGAAGAACUCAAGCAGAAGGCCAGCAAAGAUGAAGGCCAGCUCAACAAGCUAAGACGGCAGGUAGAGGCCUUGGAGAAGCACGUAAAAAUGCUAGAGAUGGCGUUGAAGGCCGAGCGCAAAAAAUCCAAGGCGCUAGCUGCCGGUGACAAAGCUGCUGCUGCUGCUAGCAGUGGCAGUGAGGACGUGGCCUCCAAUGACCUGAAGAUUAAAACGGGCAAAGAUGACGCAUUGAACAGUAAAGCUGUGGAAAAACCCACGAAUAAACCGCAUAAUUCGUUCUUGCAGACUGACGUUGGGUCAAAAGAGCUUGAUCAUGAUGUCCAACUUGACAGAUCACGCAAAUACUUGUCAAAAUGUGUGGAGGAAAUCACAUAUCUGCUCUUGCCACCCUCGCAUCCGCCCCCAAUGAGAAUGGAACAACAGCCAAUGUCAUAUCCGCAAGAGCCUCAGGGCAUGACUAUGGAGGAUGUCUUCCGCCAGAAGAGUGGGCAAGCGAAUACAAGUUUCCUGCAGCAUGGUCCGAGCCAUCAACCACCUCCAGUUCCUUCUGCACCGGAGACAGCCAAUCUUUCUCAGUCAACUCAUCAACCCCUGCAGGCUGAAAUGAUGACACGGGAACUAUCAGGCCAUCAUUCGAAUUCAUUGCUUUCCUCCCAGUUCAACUCCGCUAACACCCAGUCAAACUUCCAGCCAAAUAUUCAGGAGAUGGAAAAAGCAGCUGAAGAAUUUAGCAGCUUCACACACACGACAUCGAAAGAUGACGAACCCAUUCUUACCAACAAUAGACAAGGCAUACCUGAGGGUCCGGAUGGUUUCAUCUUCGACGAGGCUCCUGAGGGGAUCCCUGAAAGUGCGCCACCUCGACGACCUGAUCAGGAUCUGUUUCCAAGUGCUAGCAACAUUCCGGUCAAAUCGCCUCCACGGACGACGCUUGGCUCUCAUCGAAGGAAAAGCUCUGGUUCGACGGGCAUGGCAAGACGGCGAAGUCAGGAACAACAUGAAGCAGCCGAUUCCCUGACGAGAGCUGCUGCGAAGCAAGAUCCUCAUACGUUUAAAGUGAAGUUUGCGCUGCGGGGUCAUCUUGAUGUUGUGCGUUCUGUUAUCUUCACCGGAGGCGGCAGCCCUUCUGAACCAGAGAUUUGCACGGCUGGCGAUGAUGGUAUGAUAAAGAGAUGGAUUAUACCAGCAAACUACGGGAACUACAACCAGCAUGGGAACGGUAAUGACCUCGAUAUUCAGAGCUACUUUACCCAUAGAGGGCAUGAAGGUGUGGUCACUUCACUUGCGGCGUGUCCUGCGUCAGCGACAUUUUCAACUGGAGGUCGAGUUUCUGGCGACGGCUGGAUCUUCUCUGGCGGCCAGGAUGCCACUGUAAGAGUCUGGGAACGUGGACGGGUGGAUCCCAAAGCCACACUUGAGGGCCACACUGAUGCUGUUUGGGCUGUCUGUGUGCUGCCAGCAACUAGCGCAUCUGUCUUUGGCCAGGACUGCAACAAUUUCGGAGGGCCCGACAGAGUUCUUCUCGCCUCCGGCUCUGCCGAUGGCACCAUAAAGAUUUGGGCCGUUAGCGCACCACCACAGCUCACAUCGCCCUCGACGUCAGGCUCCAGACGAGGCGUUGGCGGCACACGUAGACACAGCGUCACGUCGGGAAGCAAUUUUCCUUCGAGCCCACAGCCUAGCACGGCGACAAAUACACCGUUCCACUACACUCUCGUGCACUCCAUCGAGCGUCUUGGCCUUCCCAGUCCAACGUGCAUCGCGCCAUUAGCUCCUACCGGCGAGAAUUUUGUAGUGUCUUUCACGGAUGCCAAAGUGCUUAUUUAUGACACGCGCACCGGCGAAGAGAUCAUCGGUAUGGCUAGUGACGAGACGUAUGAAGGAACGCCGAAGACUGGCAUUAAUGCUAUCGUUGCAACAAGCGUGGGCCUAACCGAAGGCCCUGAGGGCGCUAGAGGCAUCGAGCAUGGUGACGAUAGCGUGGUGCAUGCUGCAACAGGAUCGAGUGAGCGAGGCGGCGUGGAAGGCGUCGUCGUCAGCGGGCAUGAGGACCAGUUUAUUCGGUUCUUCGAUGCUAAUUCUGGUCAAUGCACAUACUCGAUGAUCGCUCACGCCAGCGCUGUUUCUUCCCUGUCUUUGAGCAAAGAUGGCCGCGAGGCUGUGUCGGCCGGUCAUGAUGCCAGCAUUCGCUUCUGGGAUCUAGAGAAGCGGGUAUGUAUGCAAGAGUUCACCAGCCAUCGGAUUAUGCGCGGGGAAGGCGUGUGCAGCGUAGCGUGGAGCCAGGACGGUCGGCUCGUCGUAUCGGCUGGAGGCGACGGCGUCGUCAAGGUGUUUGUGCGGUAAACGAGGACCUCUCAACCAUUUCUUUGUGGAAUGAAUGCUGCUGCUCUUUUCUUCGAAGGAGCGGAGACAGUGAUGCGAUCCUAUUCACAAAGGGGCAUACGAUCCAGUACCGCCAAUGACCGUUCGCUCGUGUCGGCGAGCAGGCAAUAGGAGACGCAUAACGAAUGUUUACGGAAGGAGUGACGGUUUGCCGUUAUAGACCAUUGAUGUGUAUAUGUGUUUGUGUGUGUGUAUGCGGCUCAUUCCUCGCUUCUUUGGGUCUUGGAGCAUGUCUGGAGAAUGAACCUUUCUUCGGGUAGGCACAGGCAUUGUGAGGGGCGUUUCUGUUCAAUUCAAAUAAUACAGCAUUGGUUUUUUUUUGGUUUGCAAA
This is a messenger RNA of Verruconis gallopava, 3215 nucleotides long. RefSeq lists its product as uncharacterized. The coding region runs from base 368 to 2845 and encodes 825 amino acids. The transcript has 3 exons. Gene Ontology annotation, molecular function: protein binding. Lineage: Eukaryota; Fungi; Ascomycota; Dothideomycetes; Venturiales; Sympoventuriaceae. The record is from RefSeq and is a predicted model, not a curated record.